Molecule: messenger RNA, 426 nt
Organism: Prunus armeniaca (apricot)
Lineage: Eukaryota; Viridiplantae; Streptophyta; Magnoliopsida; Rosales; Rosaceae
Source: the annotation of a GenBank genome assembly
AUGGAGGAAGCUCAAACUCAAACCCAAGUUUCCAAAUCUACAUUCAAGAGAAAGCAAAGAAAAACCCAGCAAAAAUCUCACAUGGGUAAUGCAGUGCAUGAAUCUUUAUCCAGCUUUAACCAACUGAGAGCAGAGAGUGCUCAACGAAGAGCCCGAAAACAGAGAAGGGAAGAGUACAUGAAGACUAAUCAGCCCAGUGAUGUAAAGAAUGGUGGUGAAGAAGAUGGUGACAAGGAGGAGGAGGUGGAGAAGAAGAUUGAGGCAUUGCAGAAGAUUGUGCCAGGGGGGGAGUCAUUUGGAGUUGACAAGCUGUUUGAAGAGACUGCUGGGUACAUAAUGGCCUUGCAGGGUCAGCUCAAAGCCAUGAAAGCUCUUGCAAGCUUUGUUGAAGGUUUGGAGAAGGAGAAGAGGAAGUUUGGAGGUUGA